AUGCUUGUGCAGCGUGCAUGCAAAGAGAUACUACCAACUAAUGUCAACUUAAAUAGAAGGAAGGUUGAAGUCAACACCACAUGUCCAAAAUGUGGGGAAAUGGACGAGACUGUGGUACAUGCUGAGACCACUUGGGGCAUAUGGAGGGAACGGAACAAUGAGCUAUAUGGUGAACAAACAAAGACCACCCAGGCUACCGCUGCUUUUAUUAAACAGUACAAUGCUGAGUUCAACAACGCACAAGUCCCACGCGUCAGCCAAUCUACGUCGUCCAGACACUGGUUAAGGCCAACUGAAGGGAGAGUGAAGGUGAACUUUGAUGGUGCAUUUGCCAAACAAGACAGGAAGGGUGGAGCUGGGGUAGUUAUCAGGGACCAUAACGGACACGUUCUAGGUGCUGCAGCAAUCCAAAUUCAUGCUGUCAAUGAUCCGUUCCAAGUUGAAUCUAGAGCAGUUGUCCUAUCAUUGCAAUUUGCACAUGAAAUGGGCUUUACAAACAUUGAUCUUGAAGGUGACUGUCUUACAGUUGUAAGGAGUCUGAAGAUGACAACAAUGGAUCUUUCACCCAUAGGAGUGAUUAUUGAGGAAGCCAGAAAAAGAAUGUUCCACUCUUGUAAUGUUCCGCAUGUUUUACGCUCAGGGAAUAGGGUAGCUCAUAAACUUGCCCGCCAUAGUAUACUACUAGAAAAUGAUGAGUUUUGGGUAGAAGAGUUCCUUGCUGUUAUAGCUGAGACUUUACAUGAUGAUUGUAUUCAGUAUUUGAGUAAUGAAUGA
Molecule: messenger RNA, 774 nt
Organism: Durio zibethinus
Lineage: Eukaryota; Viridiplantae; Streptophyta; Magnoliopsida; Malvales; Malvaceae
Source: RefSeq, a predicted model, not a curated record